AUGAAUCGCGGCUCUGAGGCAUACCAAGCCACAUCUUUCAAUCAAUUUGAAAAGGGGGAGAAGUUUCAUGAUAUGUUAGAAGGCUUUUUAGGAACGGGUAUAUUCAACUCGGACGGAGAAACCUGGAAACUUCAUCGCUCUAUGGCGAGGCCAUUUUUUGAUCGAGAAAGAGUGGUUAAUCAAUCUCAUUUUGAACGACAUACUGGGAGGCUGAAGUCAUUACUGGGUGUGCUAUCCGACAAGGACGAUUCAUCAUUCGAUAUACAAGAUCUUUUUAGCCGUUACACUCUGGAUUUUACCAUGGCCUUCCUAUUUGGAUUAGACUCCCGUACUAUGGUUCCCCCUCAUUUGAUCACCAAAGAAUCAGAGAAAUUGAUGUUUGCAUUCGAUACUCUUCGCAAAGCAGCGUCAACACGAAUUAGGAUCGGGUCAAAUUGGCCCUUGUUUGAGCUAUUUUCUGAUAGGAUGAAGGACUCGAGGCGAACCGUUGAUGCAUAUAUUAUGCCUAUCGUAAACGAAGCAAUAGAAAGAAACCAAUCCAUCGCUCAGGGCGAUGAUGACGCUACAAGGACGUUCUUGGAGUACCUGGUAACAGUUAGCAAUGACCCGAAACUUAUCCGCGAUACUUUGGUUUCUUUCUUGUUAGCUGGACGAGAUACAUCUGCGUCGUUGCUUACAUUUACUAUCUAUGUAUUGGCCCUGUAUCCGGAUACCUACGACCAACUUUCCAAGGAAAUCAACAGCAUCGUCAAUGACGAUCGCCCGUGUACCUUUGAGGAAAUUAAGAGUAUGCGAUACCUGCGCGCGUUGAUUAACGAAACGUUGAGAGUCUUUCCCCCUGUUCCAUUUAACAUUCGUCGGUCAAAAAACCUUCCGUCUAUUCUACCGUCAAGCUUAUCGAGGGCACAAAACGGGCGAAAGGACAUAUGGGGAGAUGACGCGGAAGAAUUUAAGCCGGGUAGAUGGCUCGCGGAGGAUCCUCAAAAGGUUCAUACAACGAAUCCGUUUGCUUUUAUUCCGUUCAACGGAGGUCCCAGGAUGUGCCUGGGACAAAACUUAGCCUACUUGCUGGUAUCUCAUACCAUCGUCGAAUUGGUCCGUAGCUUUACAUGGAGCCUAAGCUCCCAUAUACAACAAGCAAAGCCGCCUGUCAACUGGCGUGGAGAGCCAGGCAGAAAAGGAGAAGAGCAAUGCUGGCCUAAAUCGUCCCUGACGCUGUAUUCAGAUAAUGAAUAA
Messenger RNA from Rhizoctonia solani, 1236 nucleotides. Its product is annotated as cytochrome P450 family protein. The record is from RefSeq and is a predicted model, not a curated record. Gene Ontology annotation, molecular function: iron ion binding; oxidoreductase activity, acting on paired donors, with incorporation or reduction of molecular oxygen; heme binding. The transcript has 11 exons. Bases 1 to 1236 code for a protein of 411 amino acids. NCBI's taxonomy places the organism in Eukaryota, Fungi, Basidiomycota, Agaricomycetes, Cantharellales, Ceratobasidiaceae.